CAGAAUGAAUUCUCUGACAUUAGAGCUGAACAGAAUUCGAAAUGAUAAUCAAUUAUUUAAGGUUCGAUUUGCUGAACUAGAGCAAGAAAAUGCUCUCCUCGUUUCUCAAAUCGACGAAAUGGUGAACGAGCAAACAGAAAGAGACGCUAUUAUUAAUGAAUUUGGAACAGCCGUUGAGACACGAAUCACCGAAUGGAAGGAUAUUUUAGAUGAAAAAGAUGUUACUAUUGCGAAACUCAAGGAGAAUCUUUUAUAUUCGUCGUCCGAUAAAAUUACGAAUGCUUCGGGUGACGAAAAUAGUCGCAUAAAGAUCGAGCGAUUGAUCAAAGACAUCAAUCAUCGGGAUGAAAUAAUAGCUGAACUUCAAAACAAAUUAUCCGAGGCUGUGAUUGAGUUAAACGAAAGCAGCUUAUUGUUUGAGAAAGUUAAAUCUGACCACAAAACUGUUAAGCAGGGUAGUAAAGAUCGCCGUGAGAUAAAUAAAAAAAUGCAAGAAGCAAGUAAAAAAGUAAGUGUUCUGGAAAAUUUAUUGGAACGCGCUGAGAAUGAUGCGAAAAUUAAAAGUGAACAGUUAUGUGAUGCGCUGGCAAUUCUAAAUAAAUACGAGGAUGAAAAUACGAGUUUAACGGAAUCACUUGGGGAAAUUAAGGAACUAAAAUUUCAAGUUAAAAAGAAGUGUAAACACAUCGAGGACAUGGUAGAUAUUAUUAAUAAGCUUGAGCUUGAAAAUUCAAGAUUCGAAGAAGUAAUAAUUAUAUUGCGAGAUAAAUUGGGAGUUACAAAACACGAAGAAUCUUUAAUAGAGGACUUGAUUCUGCAGCGUCAAGAAUCGCAGAAGGAAAAAUUUAACGAAAUGCAAAGGGAGAAUAAUCGACUGACUGGUGAAAAUGCGGAUUUAAAAUUUCAGUUAAGAAAGGUGAAAGCAACGUUUAAAGAAUCCUUGAAGAAUAAGCUUAACGCAGCCAACGAUGCGUCCAAUGGCAAUGAUAAUGUUGAACGACUAAGUAGCGAUGUGAAAUCGAAGCAAGAGCUAGCGGAAUUGUAUCGAAUUAAAGAAAAUGUCAAAUGGGUUAUCGAAGAGAACGAAGCUCUGAGACAGGGGAUGCACGAAAUAUUAGACUGUAUUCAUAAACAAGAUGGUAAAAGUGUUGUUACGAUACAAUCUCAAACGUUGGAAAAUCUUUUGGAAGCCUUGGAUGCACGACAUUUGGCUGGUUGGUAUCAUCCGGCAAUGAGGUUACAGGGACGCGUAAACUAUUUACAAGGCAGCAAUGCCGAAUUAAGAGCACAACUUCAACAAAUAAGGAAAAAUCAAAUGCUAUUUCAAGCAGACGUACAGUUGACAGUGGGUAGCGUCGAAGAAGGUGAAUGCACUCAGCAAAGGCAUUCCACGAGAAAUAUAACACCAGAUGGUAAGAUACGUAUAUCGAUCUUCACUGUAUUUGACGCAGAUUCGGGAAGAGCAUCGGGAAAAGCAGUGGAAAUAGACGAUAUACAAGAGACCGAGGGCUCUGAAAAUACAAAAUCAUCCGAAUCGGGUAGCGAGCUGGCUAUGGAUGACGAAGAAUUUGGCAAAUCGGAAGAAGUAUACUCGAUGACGAAAGAAGUAAUUGCCCAAGAAGGUGAUUUUAAGCAAGCGUUAACGGACUCCAUAAAACAUCAGAAGAUCCUGGAAUAUCAAUUAAUGACCCUUCGCAAAAACCUAGCGAAUUGUAUUUCCCCGGAAAUUUACAAUGAACUGAGAGGGAAGUAUUUGGAAACAAAUAUGCGGCUACGAGCAGCUUUUGAGAAUAAGCUUGCAAUAAGCGACAUGGAAGGAGAGACCAAGGCGAUUGAAGUUAUGAGGAAUAAAGUCAUACAGGAGCAGCGAGACGAGUUAAUUUCCGUGCAUAAGCUAUUAUCGGAAUUGACGAUACAGCAGCCUGAAAAUACAUGGGGUGCAGAAAAGAAAAUUGUGGAAAAGCUGGAGAGUCGUAUCGUAGAAUUGACAGUGGAGAACGAUGCAUUGCAAAAGUCCGCGGAAAUAGCGCGUGAAGAGACUGUGAUACAUCGUGCCAUCGAUUCGACCGUUCUAACCGAAUUUAAUGAUUUGCGACAGCGGAUUUCGAAACUAGAGGCCAACGAGGAGCAAGAAUUAAAGAAAACCGCACAAAUUUCACUCGAGCUUGCGAAUUACAAAGUAAAGGAAAUUGGUCUGCGAGAAGAAAAGAAGCUUCUGGAAAAUGAAUUGCUAAGAAUGCGAGACGAACUUGCGAAUUCUCGAAAACGUCAGAGAAAUAAUGGAGAAUUAUGCGAAAUGAAUGACAAGCAAAUCGAUAUCAAGGAUUAUAUCGAAAUAAUAGAUAUUCUGCAACAUCAGUAUGCUGGCUCGACAUCGCUCAGUGCCUGGGAAAGAUACGAGGCUAAUUCUAAUCAGCUGAGGAACGAUCAAAAUGAAGUGAAAAAAUUGAUAAUUAAAAUAAACGAUCAGAAUGAAAAUCUUAAGAUUCAGCACGAAACGCUUGCAAGUAGAUUGCAAAUUGUUGAGCAAUUGAAGGAUAUAUUGGAGCAACAAAUUGGCUCUAGCGACGUCCAAGAUAUUAUGCAAAAGUUUACGAACGAAACAAAGCUAAUACUCGCGGAAUCUCAGUAUAAAACAACGAUAAAUCAAUUGGAAGAGGAGAUGAAAAUUGCCAAUAAACGCCUGUCCGAUUACGAGAUUAAAGUAGCAUCGAUGGAGCAAGAAAUAAAUAAAGCGCAAAAAAUUUGGACCGUCCAAAAGAUUUCGAGUAUUAAGCGACCUCUUACCCUAGAUAAAAUAAUCGAGACAGACGCGAGAAUCGAUGGAAAUGCCAGGUGUAAACAAACGGAAACCAAAUCUUCGCAGACUCGAGUGAACAUGCAUUCGGUCGAGGUGCAGUGUAUGCCUUGUGAAUCGACAAGCAUCAAUGUCCCAGACGACGUAGAAAAAGAUGUAGACGACAGUGAAAUCGUCACGAUAAUUCGAGAAAGUAGCGAGGAAACAUUGCUCAAAGGUAGACUGGCGUUGCUGCAGGAACAGUUGGGCCAGGCACUAAACCUGGCCUCGGAACGCUCGAUCGCCCUCUCCAAGUGCGAGUCCCAGUUGGCGGAGUACAACACGAGGAAUGCCACCCUAGUGAAGCUGCUGGAUGAGAGGAGCAACGCUAUGGUCGCCGACCACGUUGAGGUACUUGCGGAACUCUCCAAGGCCGAGGAGAUUCGGAGAUCCGGGCCGACGAGCCAAGAGGCCCUCCAAUCGACCGUCAAUAGCCUGCGUAAAAUUGUCGAGCAAAAGGAAGAGACGAUCGCUCGGUACCAGAACCUUUUGAAGGAGGAUCGUGAUAUACACAAUGAGGAUGCGACCAGACUACACGAGGAGAUUAAGUGCCUGAAGAAGCAGAUCUCCGUGUCACGACCAGCCACUCGUGACGACGAUAACGCGCUAAUUGCGAAUUCCGAGUACUCGGAGAAGGACUGGACUACCGUGGAGCUGGUGAAGAGCGAGAGAAAAUCAGAGGAGGCGUCUAUCCUGAGGGAGAGAGUCUCCAGACUGGAAACGGAAUUGAGUAUAAGCGGUGAGCUGGCGGAUAGGUGGCAUCGAUUGGCCGACGAUAGAUUGAGACACAUGGAUAGUACGAGAGAGAGAUUAGAGGAUCAGCAUAAAGAAGAAAUUGACAGUUAUCGAAUGGAAUUGAAUAAGCGAGAGAGUGAAAUAGAUGAAUUACGACGUCAGUUAUUAGAAAGUCGUCGUGCAUUUACUACAAAAACCGAAGUUCUAUCAUUUAUGAAGACACUUCAAAUAAAAGAUAAUCGUUUAGCCGAUGAAAUCGAAAAUGAACUCGAAGAGCACAUGGUAAUUUCCUCUAAGCAAAUUCCUAUGACGCGCGAUGGCGAGGAUCCGCGACAUCUCGAAUUUGAACAAUCGUCAACCCAAUUAGAUAAUUUACGAAAGCAGGUGCAAAUAUUAAUGGAGAGAGAGAAAUCAUAUAAAAGUAAUAUUACUGAAUUGCAACAGCUUCUAAGUCGAAAAUAUAUGGCUAGUAAGAGUCAGGAGAAAAAGGUAUCGCGGCGUGAAAUGCAACUUGAGCGAAAGGUGAAAGAGCUGGAAAAAGAGCUAAGUGAAGCCAGGGAAAUGUUAGACCGGCAUUUCAUGAUGCAACAAGCAAAGAGAGUCAAGACAGCCGAAGAUUUAGGUUUAUGGGAAAAAUUAAAAAAAUGGCAACAGACAGCUGAAAAGCUGAAGGAAAAAUUGAAAGAGAAAUCGGACGAGUGUCAAAGAUUGCAAAACAAUUAUGAAAAAUUGCGGAAUCUCAUAUCGUGCAUUGAGCGAGAAAAGUGGUUCCUUAAAGGAAAGUACAGAAACGAAAGUAUAGCAAUACCUGCCUGGAUGCCGCCACCCGAUCUAUCACAAAAUCAUGUUAUUAUUAUAGAAGACUUGCAGAGAGAAUGUCAGGAAUUAAGGGAACGCGUUAAAGAAUUGGUCGAUCGUUUGAAUUAUCAAGACAAUGAGAAAAGUGACGAUAAUGAAAAUAUGAUAUCUCCUUCCGAUGGUAUCGAGGUGGAGGAAUAUUCAAAUAAUGAAUUGAAAAGACUGAGCGAUGUCGAUGAAGUAUUGGAAAAGGAGAAUCUUAGAUUAGAAGCGGAAAACUUUGAGCUGAAUUUAGAGCUUGAACGGGCCAACUUGAAUUUGCCAAGGUACCAAGAUAAGAUACAGCACUUAGAAAAGUACAUAGAAUUGCUAAAGUCGGAAAAGUCAAUAGAGCCGUGUUACACGUCGGGCCCGACGAAGUGCGACAGCAACAACCAGCGCACGAAAAAUGAGCUCGAGCGAACGGUUCUCGCCCUGAAGAAUCUCGUCGAGAAGCUCCAACAAGACAACAAGACGCUGCGCCAAUCGUUUUCCAAGGAGGAAGUGGAAUCGUGCCGCGACUGUCGCUACGUAAGGGCCGAGUGGGAGCAAAGCGAGCGCCGCGUCAGGGUCUUGGAGUCGGAGCUCGAGCUCGCGGAGAAGAGGAUGAGAUUGGCGGAGGAGGCGGCACUCGAGAGAUCGAGUGACGAUGGUUCCGAGGAGGCGGCCAUCCUCAGGGAACAGCUCACCCGUAAAUCCGAGCUGCUGCUCAAGGUCAAGGACCUACUCGCCAAGGCCGCCCUCAACGAAAAGGCCCUGCGCCAGCGGAUACAACAACUUGAAUUCAAACAAACGCUUUCUAUUAUACCAGAAUAUGGAUCAUCGCUAGAGAUGACGUAAAACUAUUUUCUUACAAGU
This is a messenger RNA of Ceratosolen solmsi marchali, 5266 nucleotides long. It is a transcript of the gene Cep290, whose product is annotated as Centrosomal protein 290kDa. Gene Ontology annotation, cellular component: centriolar satellite; ciliary transition zone. NCBI's taxonomy places the organism in Eukaryota, Metazoa, Arthropoda, Insecta, Hymenoptera, Agaonidae. The record is from RefSeq and is a predicted model, not a curated record. Gene Ontology annotation, biological process: ciliary transition zone assembly; non-motile cilium assembly. The transcript is spliced from 21 exons. The coding region runs from base 5 to 5248 and encodes 1747 amino acids.